This is a messenger RNA of Chlorella variabilis, 1371 nucleotides long. RefSeq lists its product as hypothetical. Lineage: Eukaryota; Viridiplantae; Chlorophyta; Trebouxiophyceae; Chlorellales; Chlorellaceae. The record is from RefSeq and is a predicted model, not a curated record. The transcript is spliced from 5 exons. The coding region runs from base 1 to 1371 and encodes 456 amino acids.
AUGCGGCCCGCCCUGUCGUGUGUCAGCCGCCGCUGGCGGAAUGUGGCCUUUUCGGAGCCACGCCUGUGGCGCAUCAUCAUUGUAGCUCCAACAUACAAGGACGAGUCCCAGCAGCAGUUCAUUGAACCAAUAGCCUGGCUGCUGGGCAGAGGCGUGGGCAGCGUGGUGGGCGAGUUGGUGAUCGACGACAGGCGCGGGUGGCAGCUGGCGAAAGCGCUGCUCCCCCUGGUGGGCCCCCAGCUGCAGUCGCUGUCCCUCGCCGCCGCAGCUGAGCUGCCGGAUGAUGUGGCGGCGUCCCUGGCAGACCGGUUCCCUCACCUGGAGCUGCUGAGUCUUCAUGACGUCGCUCUGCCCGCACCGACGUUGCUGGCGUCCUUCCCGCGCCUGGCCGACCUGCGCAUCGAUUCCGAAGGCUCGCUGCCAGGCGGCCUGAUGCCCGUCGUUGAGCGGCUGACCCGCCUCACAGGGCUGCGCCUGGCCUGCUUCUCUGAGCCGCUGUCGCCGGUCGGCGGCCUCACGGCGCUGCGCCACCUGGCAUCCCUGGAGCUCAGCGAUGGCGGGGACCGCGCUGCCUCCCCUCUGGUGGUGGCGCCGCCGGCGGGCUUCCCCAACAUGCAGAGCCUGGAGCUGGUUUUUUCCGAAGAAGUUGAUCUUACGGAAGGGUCGACAAUGGAGGUGGCAGGCGCGACCUUCACCUAUUGCAGCUACAACCUGCACCUCUCCGUGCCACGCAACCUGGCAUCCAUGGUGCCGGGGGAAUGCACGCAGCUGGCGGCGCUGCAAGAGCUAGACAUCGCUGGCGGCGCCCCGAUUGGGCAGUUUGCAGAGGGCCUGGUACAGCAGACGCCCCACCUCACCUCCCUCGGCCUCUCCAGCUGCGGCCUCACAGCGCUGCCGCCCGCUGCCGUGGGGCUGCGCCACCUCAAGAUGCUGGACUGCUCCAAAACUUCCCUUGGCGACCUUCCCCCAGGGCCCUACCUGUCAGGCCUGACUUUCUUCAACCUCUCGGACACUGGCCUGACCCGCCUGCCACCCGUGCUGGCCAAUGCCAGCUGCCUGGUCACGCUGGGGCUGGCCAGGUGCCACAGCCUGACGGUCAGCUGCGUCGCCACCCGCCGCGUGCUGCUGGGGUUGACAUCGCUGCAGAGCGUUGACCUGCGGCAGACGGUGGUGGAGUGUGGUGUCUUCUGCUUGCUGCGGCGAGGCGCCUCAGAUCGAUUGAGGGUGCAGCAAAUGGACGAUGAGGGCGAGUGGAGCGAGGGUGAGGGCGGGGGCUGGGACGGCGGCUCCUCCACCAGCGACUCCAGCGGCGACGGCGCCCCGCGCUAUGACUGGGGCGGCUGCGCCUACGCCAGCCGCUGGUACGAGUGA